CUUCUCUCAACAUCAUCGAUCAUAUCAUGGCUGCUGCUACGGCAGAAGAGAAAGCUCCUGCUAGAUUGGAAGAGGAUUAUACUCAAGAUGGCACAGUGGAUCUCAAAGGUAGACCCGUUUUAAGAUCAAAGACUGGGAAAUGGAAAGCUUGCUCCUUCAUAGUAGGGUAUGAAGUGUUUGAGAGGAUGGCAUACUAUGGAAUAGCAUCAAACCUAGUACAAUAUCUGACAGAGAAGUUGCAUGAAGGCAUUGUGAAUUCUUCAAACAACGUUAGUAACUGGGUGGGUUCUGUGUGGAUGACGCCACUGGCAGGGGCUUACAUAGCUGAUGCCUACCUUGGACGAUAUUGGACCUUUGUUAUUGCAUCAGCAAUCUAUCUUCUGGGCAUGGUUUUGAUAACUCUAGCAGUGUCAGUACGGGCACUGAGGCCACCGCCAUGUCCAGUGGGUGUAGACGACGCCAAUUGCCCACGCGCCACCAAAUUGCAACUGGACAUAUUCUUCUUGGCUCUGUACACUAUUGCAGUUGGCACAGGUGGCACAAAGCCCAACAUCUCAACAAUGGGCGCAGACCAAUUCGAUGACUUUGAGCCCAAAGAGAGGCACCACAAGCUCUCUUUCUUCAAUUGGUGGAUGUUUAGCAUCUUCUUUGGUACCCUUUUCUCCAACACUUUCUUGGUCUACAUUCAAGAGAAAGUCAGUUGGACCAUUGGGUAUGGGCUUCCAACUAUCGGGCUUGCAGUUUCAAUAUUGGUUUUUUUAUUUGGAACUCCCUUGUAUAGGCACAAGUUACCCUCUGGGAGCCCUAUAACUAGGAUUCUUCAGGUCUAUGUUGCAGCAUUGAGGAAGUGGAAAGUGCAUAUUCCUGGAGAUCCAAAAGAGUUGCAUGAACUAAGCAUUGAGGAGUAUGUCAGUAAUGGGAGAACCAGGAUUGAUCAUAGCCCUUCAUUCAGUUUUCUAGACAAGGCGGCAACGAGGACAGACCAAACUUCACCGUGGAUGCUUUGUACAGUGACACAAGUUGAGGAGACAAAGCAAAUGACCAAAAUGGUCCCUAUUUUGAUCACAACUCUUCUACCAAGCACCAUGCUAAUUCAAGCAACCACACUCUUCAUAAAACAAGGCAACACCCUAAACAGGAGUAUGGGACCAGAUUUUGAUAUCCCCCCAGCUUGUCUCACAUCAUUCAUAACCAUCUUCAUGCUCAUUAGCAUUGUUAUCUAUGAUCGUGUAUUUGUUCCCGUGAUCCGGCGAUAUACCAAGAAUCCCAGAGGGAUUACACUUCUUCAGAGACUCGGAAUUGGCCUCGUGAUUCACAUCAUUGUGUUGAUCACUGCGAGUUUUGUUGAGAGGAAGAGACUCAGCGUUGCAAGAGAACAUAACCUCUUGCGCCAGCAUGACCAACUUCCUCUCACUAUUUUCAUCUUGCUUCCUCAGUUUGCGCUGACGGGGAUUGCUGAUAACUUUGUUGAAAUUGCGAAGCUGGAGUUCUUCUAUGAUCAAGCACCUGAAGGCAUGAAGAGUAUGGGAACAUCAUACUUCACCACCAGCUUGGGAAUUGGAAGCUUUCUUGCUACUUUCCUUCUAACAACGGUUGCUAAUCUCACCAAGAGAAAUGGUCACAAGGGUUGGGUAUUGAAUAACCUGAACGUUUCACAUUUGGAUUAUUAUUAUGCAUUCAUGGCAGGGCUGAGUUUUAUCAACUUGCUUUGCUUUCUGGUUGUUGCCAAGUUCUUUGUAUAUAAUGAUGAUGUAGCACAAAAGAAAACAGGCUUGGAGAUGAACACUGCUUCAUCUCAAGGCUAUAGUAAUAAUAGAAUUAGCCAAAACACCCCACAUCUAGAUCUCAAUUAGCGAAAACCAGUGUACUACUUCAAUCUUUGGAUCAAUAACAAGGGGAAAUCGAAGUUUUUCUACGUAGGGUUAAGACAUCAUUGCUGAUAAACUUCCACCAAUAGCUGUCUUCAACUGCAUGGUGACAUCAACAGGCUAAAUGCAGCUGCUUACCAGAUACAUGAAAAACCAUCCACGAGCUAAAACUUAUUGGAAAGUAGAUAUUCUAUAAGUAGUUGAGGAUACAGUCAACGAAUUCAU
Molecule: messenger RNA, 2093 nt
Organism: Arachis ipaensis
Lineage: Eukaryota; Viridiplantae; Streptophyta; Magnoliopsida; Fabales; Fabaceae
Source: RefSeq, a predicted model, not a curated record